AUGUCUCCAAUAUAUUUUAGUUUUAGCUCAGCAUUUAUCCUAGGCCUAAUAGGCCUAGCACUUAAUCGAUCCCACCUUCUAUCAGCCUUAUUAUGCUUAGAAGGUAUAAUAUUAACCAUAUUCAUCGCUAUUGCUAUCUGAUCAAUAACACUAAAUUCAAUAUCAUCAUCAAUUACCCCAAUAAUUUUAUUAACAUUUUCUGCUUGCGAAGCUAGUGCAGGCCUAGCCAUCCUAGUAGCCACCUCACGAACUCAUGGUUCUGACAAUCUCCAAAAUCUUAACCUCCUACAAUGUUAA
Messenger RNA from Chiloscyllium plagiosum (whitespotted bambooshark), 297 nucleotides. The record is from the annotation of a RefSeq genome assembly. NCBI's taxonomy places the organism in Eukaryota, Metazoa, Chordata, Chondrichthyes, Orectolobiformes, Hemiscylliidae.